UUUCUCUCUGUGCCUCUCAGACACACUCACUCACACAGCGCUGGACUGAAAACCCCUCACAGCUCUGCUCGCAGCUCCGGCCACCAGAGAAGAUGCUUCCACAUUGCUCUCCGUGAGAUCACUGCAGGACAGAGAGGAGCUGCAGCUCUGCAGCUCAUGGGCUGCUGCUGCUGCUGCUGCUGCUGCUCCGUCUAUCUUUAUCUCUCUUUUAAUUGGGACGCUGGGGAGAAAUAAAUAGCUCAACACACACUGUUGGGAGGCAAAUGAAUGGAGCACACUGACAGGGGAUUUCCCCAGGCUGCCUUCACACCAAUGGAUCUGGGAGUUUUGAAAUGUCCAAAUUGCCUUUGGCAGAAUCAUUUUCCUUGAAUGAUUUGUAAAUUGAUUUUUGCUACAAGAUCACCUCCAAAGAGCCCGCAGACCGACCUUUUGGUGGAUUUUAACUUUACAAAUUCACGUCAUAUCUUUGGCCUAAGGAUGUGUUCUGUAGUCUUGCUUCAUCAGUGGAGUCUGGCUGUGUUCUUGCUGUGCUCCCCAGCGACUCUUGAUGGGAGACCAGUUGAUGCACUUAGUAGCAGAACGAGGAGAUCUGUGAGCCACGCCCAGCUGAUGCAUGACAAGGGACGCUCCUUGCAGGAGUUCAAGCGUCGCACAUGGCUGCAGGAGCUGCUGGAGGAGGUGCACACGGCAGAUGAGCAAGCGCCACCUGUGCAGAGUCGAACCCCGAGCCAAACCUUCAGUGGGAACUCUCUACACCAGAAGCCCCCAGGGGCCUCCAAAAACCUCCCGGACCGAUUCAGGCUGGACAAGGAGGGCCCUAACUUGCCCCAGGAGACCAACAAGGACCAGGCUUAUAAGGACCAGCCUCUAAAAGUGGCCAUGAAGAGGAAAAAGAAGGUGAGGCUAGGCCGGCGUCGAGAGAAUGACAAGAGGCGGAGGCGGGCACGGUCUGUCACGAUCACAACAAAGGAGCCAUGGAGGACGCAGUACCCUGGUUGAGAGACUCCCACAAGCCUUUAUAUGGUCCUGCACUGACACAGUUCCAGCUGGACUGAAGUCUGACAGACUUGAACCACAGCUGACUCAGUCACAGCCACACGAAGGACCCCGGGGGCUGUGCUUGUAUGAUAAUAGUUUGCAAUGUGUUCGGUUUUAAAGCAAUCUCAUCCGUCCCGGAGUUUCACCAUAACAUCUUCAUAAGUCCAUAUUUAUUUGGAAAAUCUUAAUGCCUCUUUGAACCAGAUUAAAUUCAAAACAAAGCACACAGUAUGCUAUCAUCUCUAGACAGUGUAUACAGGUAGAGCGUAGAAGGACGUAUUUAUUGCCUGAAUUUAAUGUAACUUCACAAGAAUUUGGAUGCUGAGUGGUUUGCUUUUGUUUGGCUCUACAUGUGUUGACGAUCAUGGACUUACAGUUACAAACUGUUCAUCGAAUACAUCCGUUUGAACUGUUCCAUAAUUUAUUUCACUUUGAAAGUGCGUAUUUAUUUUGUGAAUGUAUCAUGGUGCUGCUGACUAAAUUCCAUAAUGCACUUUAGUUAUAUCUUGUAAAUGUUCUUUUGUGGUUGAGUUUUGAUUUGAUGUGUCUUUUUGAUGGUCCUGCUUCCCCCUCCCAUCUUAGAUCCCUCAUGGACUUGUAACUUAUUGGAGGCUUCAUCAAACCCACUCUCAUCAUUUUACGGUAUAGUUUUAUUUUUAUAGCACAAGCCCGGGUCAGGGCCUGUCAGAGUCAUUUGAUGUUCUUCACUUGCACUGAGAACAUACUGUACAUGUUUCCAGUUAAUCAAACAUUAAACAUGUAGCCAUUAGAAAUA
This is a messenger RNA of Scophthalmus maximus (turbot), 1813 nucleotides long. It is a transcript of the gene pthlhb, whose product is annotated as parathyroid hormone-like hormone b. Gene Ontology annotation, cellular component: extracellular region. Bases 370 to 999 code for a protein of 209 amino acids. The transcript has 3 exons. NCBI's taxonomy places the organism in Eukaryota, Metazoa, Chordata, Actinopteri, Pleuronectiformes, Scophthalmidae. Gene Ontology annotation, molecular function: peptide hormone receptor binding; hormone activity. Gene Ontology annotation, biological process: regulation of chondrocyte differentiation; osteoblast development; adenylate cyclase-activating G protein-coupled receptor signaling pathway. The record is from RefSeq and is a predicted model, not a curated record.